This is a messenger RNA of Cricetulus griseus (Chinese hamster), 1530 nucleotides long. The record is from RefSeq and is a predicted model, not a curated record. Lineage: Eukaryota; Metazoa; Chordata; Mammalia; Rodentia; Cricetidae.
AUGAAGGCUUUUGUUUGGACCCUAGGUGUACUACUCUUUCUGCUGGGCAUUGGUUACUGCAAAGGAGGACAGUUCAAAAUAAAAAAAGUAACCCAAAGGAGAUAUCCCCGUGCCACAGACGGUAAAGAGGAAGCAAAGAAAUGUUCAUACACAUUCUUGGUACCUGAGCAAAAAAUAACAGGGCCAAUCUGUGUCAACACCAAAGGUCAAGAUGGAGGUACUAUUAAAGACAUGAUCACCAGGAUGGACCUUGAGAACCUGAAGGAUGUGCUUUCUAGGCAGAAGCGAGAGAUAGACGUCCUGCAAUUGGUGGUGGAUGUAGAUGGGAACAUUGUAAAUGAGGUAAAGCUGCUGAGAAAGGAAAGCCGGAACAUGAACUCUCGAGUCACUCAACUCUAUAUGCAACUAUUACACGAGAUUAUCCGGAAAAGAGACAAUUCACUCGAGGUUUCCCAUCUGGAAAACAAAAUCCUGAAUGUCACCACAGAAAUGCUGAAGAUGGCGACAAGGUACAGGGAACUAGAGGUGAAAUAUGCUUCCUUGACUGAUCUUGUCAAUAACCAGUCUGUGAUGAUCACAUUGUUGGAAGAACAGUGCUUGAGGAUAUUUUCCCGACAAGACACCCAUGUGUCUCCCCCUCUUGUCCAGGUUGUGCCACAACACAUUCCUAACAGCCCCCAGUACACGCCUGGUCUGCUGGGAGGCAAUGAGAUACAGAGGGAUCCAGGGUAUCCCAGAGAUGUUAUACCACCACCGGAUCUGGCAACAGCUCCCACAAAAAGCCCUUUCAAGAUUCCAGCAGUGACUUUCAUCAAUGAAGGUCCAUUCAAAGACUGUCAGCAAGCAAAGGAAGCUGGGCACUCGGCCAGUGGGAUUUAUAUGAUUAAGCCUGAGAACAGCAAUGGACUGAUGCAGUUAUGGUGUGAGAACAGUUUGGAUCCUGGGGGUUGGACUGUUAUUCAGAAAAGAACAGAUGGCUCUGUCAAUUUCUUCAGAAACUGGGAAAAUUAUAAGAAAGGGUUUGGAAACAUUGAUGGAGAGUAUUGGCUUGGACUGGACAAUAUCUAUAAGCUCAGUAAUCAAGACAAUUAUAAGUUGAUGAUUGAAUUAGAAGACUGGAGUGACAAGAAGGUCUAUGCGGAAUACAGUAGCUUUCGUCUGGAAUCUGAAAGCGAAUUUUACAGAUUGCGCUUGGGAACUUACCAGGGGAAUGCAGGGGAUUCUAUGAUGUGGCAUAAUGGUAAACAAUUCACCACACUCGACAGAGAUAAAGAUAUGUAUACAGGAAACUGUGCCCAUUUUCAUAAAGGAGGCUGGUGGUACAAUGCCUGUGCACACUCUAACCUCAAUGGAGUGUGGUACAGAGGAGGCCAUUACAGAAGCAAGCACCAAGAUGGAAUUUUCUGGGCUGAAUACAGAGGCGGGUCGUAUUCUCUGAGGGCAGUUCAGAUGAUGAUCAAGCCUAUUGACUGAAGACAGACAGUCUCCAAGACACACAACUUCACCUUUCAGUUCCCCAAAUGUAAACAU